UGUCAAAAAAAGAUAAGAAUAAGAGUGUACAGACGACCUUUACUUAAACUAAGUAAUGUAUUGAUUGAGUUGUGGGCACUAAAUAUAUUUUAGGAUAUGGCUCUAAAUUUAUUUAGUAGAUCUUUAAAAAUAAAUAGUGCUGCUCUGAAGCCUUUGUGUGUUAUAAGGAACAAAUCUACGGAUCAGUCUUGGAUUCCAGAUGACCCUGUAACUCAUACUGGACAGAAAUAUGAGAAAGAUGACUACCGUCUAGCCAGAUAUGUGGAGAGAAAGAAGCACGUGAAUACAAACUUUGCCAUUGACCUGAUUGCUGCAGUGCCACCCAAACCAGAAAAGGCACGAAUUGUCUGGUGCGAUGGAGGUGGCGGUCCUCUGGGACAUCCCAAAGUUUACAUCAAUCUGGAUAAACCCGGAGAUCACACAUGCGGGUACUGCGGUCUGCGAUUCUUCAAAGAAGAUGGCCAUGGCCAUGGCCACUAAACAAAACAUUAAAACAAUUGUAGUGUGAAUUACUGCUGUAAGAAAAGUUAACUUUUUGUAAAUAUUGAGUUAAUAAAAGUUAAAUUGUUUAUUUAA
Messenger RNA from Homalodisca vitripennis (glassy-winged sharpshooter), 576 nucleotides. RefSeq names its product NADH dehydrogenase [ubiquinone] iron-sulfur protein 6, mitochondrial-like. The record is from RefSeq and is a predicted model, not a curated record. The transcript has 3 exons. The coding region runs from base 97 to 480 and encodes 127 amino acids. Gene Ontology annotation, biological process: mitochondrial electron transport, NADH to ubiquinone. NCBI's taxonomy places the organism in Eukaryota, Metazoa, Arthropoda, Insecta, Hemiptera, Cicadellidae.